AUGGACAACACGACGGCCGCAACGGCCGCAAAGGGAGUUGGAGUCGGUGUGGCGAGGAAUCAUAGCAAUUAUGUGAUCCCCGGACUCUAUGACCUCUCCGUGGAGGACACCAACUGGGUGCUGACCUCCUCGUUCAUCAUCUUCACUAUGCAAACCGGAUUCGGUAUGCUGGAAUCCGGCUGUGUGAGUAUCAAGAACGAGGUGAACAUCAUGAUGAAGAACGUGAUCGACAUCGUCCUGGGCGGCUUCACCUACUGGCUGUUUGGCUACGGCAUGAGCUUUGGCCGUGGGCCACUCUCCAAUCCCUUCAUCGCCAUCGGCGACUUCCUCCUGGAUCCGCCGGUGGGCGAUGCCCUCAUGGGCCAGAUCUUCGCCGCCUUCCUGUUCCAACUGUCGUUCGCCACCACGGCCACAACGAUUGUCAGCGGCGCCAUGGCAGAACGGUGCAAUUUCAAGGCGUACUGUCUGUUCUCGUUUCUAAACACCGCUGUGUACUGCAUUCCUGCUGGUUGGGUUUGGGGCGAGCACGGAUUCCUGAACAAGUUGGGCGCCGUGGACAUUGCGGGCAGUGGACCUGUGCAUUUGAUUGGAGGAGCCUCCGCCUUCGCUUCGGCCGCCAUGCUGGGUCCACGUCUGGGUCGCUACUCCGACGGCUAUGAUCCGCUGCCCCUCGGCAAUCCGGUGAACGCGUGCAUGGGCUUGUUCGUCCUCUGGUGGGGCUGGCUGGCCUUCAACUCGGGCAGCACCUACGGGGUCAGUGGAGCCAAGUGGCAGUAUGCGGCCCGAGCGGCAGUAAUGACCAUGAUGGGAUCCUUCGGCGGUGGAUUCACCAGCUCCAUAUACUCGUUUUGGCGCCAUGGCGGCGGCAUGGACAUCAUGGACCUCAUCAACGGGGUGCUGGGCUCCCUGGUGUCCAUUACGGCCGGAUGCUUCCUGUACCGCGCCUGGGAGGCCCUCGUGAUCGGAGCCAUCGGCUCGCUGUUCUGCGUCCUGGCCAUGCCGCUGUUCGAUCGCAUGGGUGUGGAUGAUCCGGUGGGCGCCAGUGCCGUGCACGGCGUAUGCGGCAUCUGGGGAGUGAUCGCAGUGGGACUUUUCGCCGACAAUCCCAUACCGCUGGACACGACCAAUGGACGUAGCGGAUUGUUCAAGGGCGGCGGCUGGUAUCUACUCGGGAUCCAGACACUCUCGGCCUUUUGCCUCAUCUGCUGGGGCAUCUGCUCCACCUUCCUGCUGCUGUAUGUGAUUAACAAGAUCAUACCCAUACGCAUGGAUCCGCACGAGGAGUUGCUUGGCGCCGAUCUCACCGAGCAUCGGAUUCGUCACACCCAAAUUGGUUUGUCUCGUGCCAUCUCGGCCUUGGCGCCCAUCAAGGUGGAUCUGAAGAGUGUGGCCGGCAUCCAGCCCAUCGGCAUUAAUCCCGGCCACGAGCGCAGCCUCGAUCAGCUGAGGGCUGCGGAGGACAAGCUACAGCAGUGGCAAUCCUACCUGGAUCAGGUGAGUGCUCCUCGGGGCCACUUGAAUAUGAACGCCGGCCAGACGCACGCGGACAUCACCUUCAAGCCACGGACGGCGGGAAACGUCUUCAGUCGGCGACUCCCCGCCCGGAAGAGCAUCAGUGGUGGCCUGUACAGGUCCAACAACAGCGAGUUACCCGUAAUCGGUCAGGUUCACAAGUUGGAGAAGGACCCCAACUUUGCCUGGGUGGAUUAGGGCCCACCAAUGGCAGUGUCUUAGUCACACAUUUUUAGAGAUUUUAAAGCAUUACUUAUUCAUGUACGUGGCUAAAAUAUAACCCCAACAAAGCAAUCUGACGAAAUAAGGUUGCACAAAUUGCUUUUAUCUCUAGAAAUUUCUAAAUUCUUUUGUUACGUUUAAUAAAGUUUGCAGUGACUAAUCGUUAACAAAGAAAUAAACGCAGAAAUAAACUUCGCUUUUAAAGCUAAAAAAAUGAAAAUUAGAAAAGAACUUAAUAGGCUUUACUCUCCUAGCCCCACGGUUUGUGAUAAGCUUAUUUCCUUACAGUUUUGCGUUUUUAAAAUAUGUAGCUACAAAAAAAUUACCUUAUCUUUUGGAUUGAAAAAAGGAAG
Messenger RNA from Drosophila elegans, 2087 nucleotides. It is a transcript of the gene Amt, whose product is annotated as putative ammonium transporter 3. The record is from RefSeq and is a predicted model, not a curated record. Gene Ontology annotation, molecular function: ammonium channel activity. The transcript has 4 exons. Gene Ontology annotation, cellular component: membrane. Bases 1 to 1710 code for a protein of 569 amino acids. Gene Ontology annotation, biological process: ammonium homeostasis; ammonium transmembrane transport. NCBI's taxonomy places the organism in Eukaryota, Metazoa, Arthropoda, Insecta, Diptera, Drosophilidae.